CGACAUUUGUCUCAUUUCAGAGACCAACUCGAAAGUUUCGCCUUUCAUAAUCCGUUAUAAAGUAGCUUAUCAGCGAAGAUUUCCAAUUUCGCAAAAAGAGAAGAAAUGCCCGGCUUGGAGAGGAUUAAUCGCUGCGGCCGUCUGAUCGAAAGAAUGCGGAGGGAUUUCCUGAAAUAUUAUCUGAAAAAAUGCCCGACCCUUUUUCACAUUUGCUACGAUCCGAUCGGCACUCAUCGAAAAGCAAGGGCCUUCAUCGGAUUUCUCUUCGGAUUUCUUGCAGCUGUCGUGUUAUACGAGGGCAUAAUCGUCGAUCUACAGUUUGACGCGUAUACCAGCAUCUCUUUGGGAGCCAUCCUCGUCGUGAUAUUAUCGAUAGGAUGCGCAACAUCGAUGCAGGUGAGAUGCAUCUGCCUUUUGACAAUCCCGACCUUUCUUGGACGAACGGGACGUAACGUUUUGCGAGCGUUCAUCCUAGGAUAUGUAAUCGCGGGACCGAUAUUCAAUUUAAUGUAUAAUGGCAAAGAGGUGAUGAGAACUUUUGCUUGUACAACACAGUUGACGUACAAUCUCACCCAAACGCGCUUUGAUCUCAUGUUUAAGCCUUUCCAGCAAGCGGUGCUCGCCAUACAAGCGGAUGCGAGCGAAUUGAAAGAUACUUUAUCUUCGGUGAGGGAUUUGAUGAGUCCGAUAGUCGAGGAAAUCGAAGGCGAAGAGGAGAUGAAGAGGUUGAAAGAGGAGAACGACUAUCUAGACGAGCUUCAGGACGAUACGAAACGAAGUGACGAGAUUGAAGAAAAACAUGAAAAAGAGAUGGCGAAGGCAAAGUCUGAGGCGGAUGUUUACGAGGCAAACUACAAGAAGAAAAUCGAGAUGCGUUGUGAAGAGCAGCUUAGUCGCGGUGCCGAACGAUGCAGAGACAUGUUUGGCGAUGCUUACGACAAGUGUUACGACACGGUAACAGUCUUUGCAGCCUGGUUAUUGUGCUGGCCGAUGAAGCUCACCUUUGUGUGCAAUCUGGUGCAGGCUCUCGGUGGCUCCAACAUCUGCGAUCCCGAAGGAAAAGUGGACUCCGGUAUCGGCGAAGGCUAUGUUGCUUUAAAAAGAGCCAGGGAAACAUUCAGCAAGAGUCUAAGGGAGGCAAAACUGCAGUAUAAAGUGGAGAAGAUGCCGGUGAUCCUUGACGUUCAUGAUGCCACGGAUGCUGCUAAAGCUGUGAUGCACGAAUUCAACUCACGUAAGAAGAUUUUGGAAUCGGUGAUGAUGAUUAUCAAGAGAUGCCUGUCCUUCGUUUUCUUGAGAAUCAUAAUGAACGCUCAGACAUACCACGAUAAAUAUCUCAAUGAGAUCGAGCAUGACAACGUAUACGUGACUUCGUACUUUCGAAAAAUCGAUGCAAGACGGAAGGCCCGCGGCAGUUUGGUCCUACUGCCUUUGAAGAAGAUUGAGAGAUCGAAAUUUGUGGAUCCAUAUAGCCUGCGGCCGAGCAAGAUCGAACGGGAGCAUUUGAUCGGUCAAACGGCGAAGUUGAUACUCGAAAUGAUCACUGUGACGACGUUUGUACUGCUCGAUAGGCUAUUUUUUGAAGUGCUCGAUUUGGUCAGAAGACACACUUAUAUGGAAUAUACUCAGGCGGGUCAUCAUGACAUGCUCUUGGAGGUUCGCGGAAUCGGAGUAAUAGCUUCGCUGAUACGUCGCGUAAUUCGUGGAUUUAAUGUAAAGAGACGAGUGAAAACCGUGGUGUCCAAUAGCGCGUGUUUACCGAGGCCUAGCAGAGUGCCGGAUCGCCUGAUCCUCAAGAUCUAUUUGACUUAUCUCUGCAUUUGGCUAUUGCUAUUCACCGCCGCUUACACCCAGCGACUACGGCGAGUGAUCUGCUCAUUCUUCUACAGAAAACGCGAGAAAAGGCGCGUCCUAUAUCUCUAUAACGAGAGUCUGAGGCGUAGACUUGGGCAUGCUAGAUUUAUACGAGCCAAAAUCAGAGCUCUGGUCAGGACUCGUCGACUGGAAUACGACAUGGAUCCGUGGAUCGCUAUGAGACUACGUUGGCCAAUGCUCUGCGGUUGGCUGGCGUUAUUCGCCCGAGCGCGUCUCAAGUGUCUCGUUUGUGGCGAAGCGGAACCGAGGAAAGGUCCGCAAUUUCGCAGAUGUACGACACCAGGGUGUCCCUUCGUCCAUUGUUUCGAGUGUUGGAAAGACGUCGGCGAGGUCUGCUAUGCCUGUGCCGACAUUGACGAGACGACAGAUGACGAUACAGACGUUCCGAUAGAGAAUUAUUAAUACAGAUAGGGAUUAAUACGAUAAUAUCUCAUAAAUGCGCUUUUGAUAUAGGGCCAAAUACUUUUUUUUGUAAACAGGCUGUGUAUCUUUAGAUAAAUAUAUAUUUCUAUUAUUAGUAAUGAA
Cataglyphis hispanica is the source of this 2400-nucleotide messenger RNA. RefSeq names its product protein sneaky. NCBI's taxonomy places the organism in Eukaryota, Metazoa, Arthropoda, Insecta, Hymenoptera, Formicidae. The transcript has 8 exons. The annotation marks the transcript as partial. The record is from RefSeq and is a predicted model, not a curated record. Gene Ontology annotation, cellular component: membrane.